AUGGACGUCAGUGAGCGAUUAGUGGCUCGACGUGCGCACCUGGCACCUUUUUGUCGCGUAGACCCCGUAAAGCAGAAUUUGCGCUUGCAGAGCUAUUACCAGCUGGCACGUCAGCUUUACCGUCAAUCAGAGACGUAUUUUGCUGAGGGCGCAUGGGAUAACGCCUACGUGUUUUUGGCUAGAUUUAUCAAACUCUGUUCCAAGGUGAUUACUGGACACAAGGACUAUGAGCUGCCACGAUAUGGCAAGGAACGCGAGUGGGUGCGAACGCAAGCAGUUGAUGGUUUUAAGCUUUUUGAUGCGAUUUUGGAUGGGAUGGAAGUUGAGGAAGUGGAGUAUUUGGUUUAUGAACGAUCACUAACGGAGGAAAAGGAUCAAAACACUACGACGGAUCAAGCAUCGACGCAAGCGAAUAUGGUUGCGCUGGAAGAUCGUCUACACGCUAUGCGACAUGCAAAGAAGAACACAGAUCAAACGAAAGUGCAGGCAGCAGGAGCAGCAGAGAAAGAAGACGUCAUACCCGGCCGAUUGGCUCCGAUUAGGUCACCACUCAAUUGCAUGUCGAAACCGCGCCAAAAGGAAUGGAACAAUUCUGCGUCGUACCCUACAGUGGGAAAGGCGUCAUGGAUGACAGCCGAUGCUAGUCAGUAUUCUCACACGCACUUUUUGGCACCACCUCUGAGCCGUCAGCGAUCUCAAGAAGCAAUUGCUAAUUUAAGUAGCGGAAAAAUUCGUACACUAGAGAUCCCAGCAGGCAUCAUUGCUCAGUUCACAUUUCUUGCUGCACCCAACACUAAUCAGCCGCCUUAUGGAAUUGAAACCUGUGGUAUACUAGCCGGAAUAUUGCACGAUCAGAAACUGGUUAUUACCACCCUUAUCAUUCCGAAGCAAGAAGGAUCGUCGGACAUGUGCACUAUGACAAACGAAGAGGAACUUUAUGAUUUCUGUUUUAGCAAUGAAUUGCUCACUCUUGGCUGGAUUCAUACGCAUCCAAAGCAGAACUGCUUUUUGUCGUCAGUUGAUCUUCACACCCAGUGUGGUUUUCAGUCGAUCUUGCCCGAGGCGGUCGCUGUUGUCGUUGCGCCAAGUGAUCCACACAAGAAUGUCGGUGUGUUCCGGUUGACGGAGCCAAAUGGGUUGCAGCUGAUUCAAAAUUGCAAUUUGACGGGGUUCCACACACAUCCGAGCCAUAUCGAGGUCUACUCGAAUGCAUUUGAGUGCAAGUGGUUGGAGCAGUUCACAGCACGACUGGUUGAUAUGCGGUAG
Peronospora belbahrii is the source of this 1266-nucleotide messenger RNA. The record is from the annotation of a GenBank genome assembly. Lineage: Eukaryota; Oomycota; Peronosporomycetes; Peronosporales; Peronosporaceae.